CGGCCCAACCUGCGAAAAUUAAAAUACUAUUUCUCUUAUGAGUCGGACGGAAACGGCCGUGAAACACAAGGAGAGAGAGUGGCAAAGUCGUAAUAUAACCAUUGCCUUGGGGUGUUCUCCACGCUGCUUUCACGCUUUUAUAUAUACGACGUGUCUUCCUCUUGUAUUUUUAUAUCCUCAGCCACUUCAUCUCUGUGUAGCUUGGAUCGUCUCUCCUUACAUCCACUCAUUGUUUUCUUUUUUGCUCAUCUACUAUGGCGACGAAGAGAAGCGUUGGAACACUGAAGGAAGCGGAUCUGAAGGGAAAGAGCGUGUUCGUGAGGGUUGAUCUCAACGUUCCUUUGGAUGAUAACUCUAACAUCACCGAUGACACUAGGAUUCGCGCCGCUGUUCCCACCAUCAAGUACUUGAUGGGUAACGGAUCUAGGGUUGUUCUCUGCAGUCACUUGGGCCGCCCAAAAGGUGUUACCCCUAAAUUCAGCUUGAAACCUCUUGUGCCGAGAUUGUCUGAGCUUCUUGGUGUUGAGGUUGUGAUGGCAAAUGACUCUAUUGGUGAGGAAGUCCAGAAACUGGUUGCAGGACUACCUGAAGGUGGAGUUCUUCUCUUGGAGAACGUGAGGUUCUACAAGGAAGAAGAGAAGAACGACCCUGAAUUCGCAAAGAAGCUUGCUGCCCUUGCUGAUGUCUACGUCAACGAUGCUUUCGGAACUGCUCACAGAGCUCAUGCUUCUACCGAGGGAGUUGCAAAAUACUUGAAGCCUUCUGUCGCUGGUUUCCUCAUGCAGAAGGAGCUUGAUUACCUUGUCGGAGCUGUGGCAAACCCCAAGAAGCCUUUUGCUGCCAUUGUCGGAGGCUCAAAGGUUUCAACAAAGAUUGGUGUCAUUGAGUCGCUCUUGUCCACCGUUGACAUCCUCUUGCUUGGUGGAGGUAUGAUUUUCACUUUCUACAAGGCGCAAGGACAUUCGGUUGGAUCUUCCCUUGUGGAAGAGGACAAGCUUGACUUGGCCAAGUCACUCAUGGAGAAGGCGAAAGCCAAAGGUGUCUCUCUGUUGCUCCCAACCGAUGUGGUUAUUGCUGAUAAGUUCGCUCCCGAUGCUAACAGCAAGAUAGUGCCAGCCACGGCAAUCCCAGAUGGCUGGAUGGGACUCGAUGUUGGGCCAGACUCUAUCAAGACAUUCAGCGAGGCUCUGGACACAACCCAGACCAUCAUCUGGAAUGGUCCCAUGGGUGUUUUUGAAUUCGAAAAGUUUGCAGCUGGAACUGAGGCCGUAGCAAAGCAGCUAGCGGAGCUGAGCGGAAAGGGAGUGACCACAAUCAUAGGAGGAGGUGACUCUGUGGCUGCCGUGGAGAAGGUUGGUUUGGCUGACAAGAUGAGUCACAUCUCUACCGGGGGAGGUGCAAGUUUGGAGCUUCUAGAGGGAAAGCCACUUCCAGGAGUCCUAGCUCUUGACGACGCGUGAAUUUCAUCUCUCUUGUGAUAUGUGAUAUGUAUUACAAGUCUUAUGCACAGAUUAGCAAAGCCCUUGUACUUGUCCGCUUGAGAUUUUCUUUCUACGGCUCUUUUUGGAGUUUUUUGCUUGGAGCCUUUUUAAUAAAAGAAAGAGAUUAAACUCUGAAUAGUAAUUAUUUCGAAUGUUUACUCAAAUCUUUUGUUUAGAGAAUCUCUUAUCCCUUA
Molecule: messenger RNA, 1675 nt
Organism: Brassica rapa (field mustard)
Lineage: Eukaryota; Viridiplantae; Streptophyta; Magnoliopsida; Brassicales; Brassicaceae
Product: phosphoglycerate kinase 3, cytosolic
Biological process (GO): glycolytic process; gluconeogenesis
Cellular component (GO): cytosol
Molecular function (GO): ATP binding; ADP binding; phosphoglycerate kinase activity
Source: RefSeq, a predicted model, not a curated record